This is a messenger RNA of Pedinophyceae sp. YPF-701, 7563 nucleotides long. Lineage: Eukaryota; Viridiplantae; Chlorophyta; Pedinophyceae. The record is from the annotation of a GenBank genome assembly.
AUGGAGCUCCACUUCGCGGCAGCUGCCCUGCGUGCGAUGGUGGUCAACGUCAACCCAAGCCUCAAGGCGGACGAGAUCGCGUACAUCUUGACGGAGGCGACGCCCAGCGUCGUCGUCGCGGAAAGGAGCGCCGCGGAGAGGCUCAGAGAGGCGUGCGAGACCGCUGGCCAGGCGUGCACCGUCUCCAUGGUGCUGUGGUGCGACCCCGACGGCGCGAACAUCGUGCCUCGCAGCGAUCCCGAGCGCGGUUUCGCCCACGGCAUCCACCACGCCUGUUUCGAGGACAUCGUGGCGUCGGAGACACCUGACGUUGCUCAGGCGGCCGACCUGCUCGCGAGUGUCCGCGCGUCGCUGUCGACGUCGCCUGGCGGCGCGGGCGAGGACGGGCUGCACGUGUACUUCACGUCGGGGACGACUGGCCGCCCGAAGCAGGUGGUGCUGUCCCAGAGGAUCGUCGCACAGCAUGCCCUUGGCGCCAUGCAAGCGAUGCGGCUCAACGCGAGCGACGUCUGGGGCCAUAUUGCGCCGCUGUUUCACUUGGUGGACGUGUUCGCGGUUUACGCGGUCACCCUCGUCGGCGGACGGCACGUCAUCCUCCGGAGCUUCGAUGCCGGCCGCGCAUUCGCGAUGCUCGAGCGAGAGCGCGUCUCGUGCGCGAACAUCGCGUCGACGAUGCUGGCCCUCAUGGUGCGCAGCCCGGCGUGCCGCGCCUGGGACCUGUCGGCGCUGCGCGUCCUCUCCUGCGGCGGAUCCGCGCAGUCUCCGGACGUGUUGCGCCGCGCGCUGGCCGUCUUCGGCUGCGAGAUAUUCCAGUCGUACGGGAUGACCGAGUGCUGCGGCAAGAUCUCGAUGUCCAUUCUCCCCCAGUGGGCGGAGAGCGGCAUCCCGCCCGGCAUCUCCGACCUGGACGAAAUCGGGAGCUGCGGGCGGCCGUUCAGCCUCACUGACGUCCGCGUGAUCGACCCCGCGACGCGCACCGACGUCGAGCCGAACGGCUGCGCGGUCGGCGAGGUGCACAUUCGGGGCACCUGCCUGUUCGCUGGCUACGCUAGGACCUUCUCGCACCAGGGCGGGUUCUCGGCCUCGAACGAGGGGACGUGGUUCGCGACGGGUGACCUGGCGACCGUGAGCGACGGCGUGGUGUCCGUGGUGGACAGGGCCAAAGACAUGAUCAACCCCGGCGGGGAGAAUGUGUACGGCCCCGAAGUCGAGAGAGUGCUCGCGAUGCACCCGGACGUCUCAGAGGCGGCGGUUUUCGGCGUGCCCGCUCCCAUCGUCGGCGAGAUGGUCGUCGCCGCUGUCUGCCUCCGGGCGGCAGGGUCCGGCCGCGGCGCGUCGGAGGACGACCAGCGUCGCGUUCGACUGGAGCUGCUGGCACUCUGCCGCGACCGCCUGGCGGACUUCAAGAGCCCCACGGCCGUCUUCUUCGUCGAGCAGCUGCCGAAGACCGCGACCGGGAAGGUUCGCAAACGGGCGCUCCGAGGGGCGUCGGCGGUGUGCGUUGUCGGGCCCCAUACGUGGGAGGGCAUCGCGGCGCUCGAGGGCCUCGCCACUGUCCACGGACAGCUCUCGGUCGUACUCGUGUCGUCCGGCGCGGAAGUCGUCCCGGCGGUCGUUGCCGUGCUCGCGGACAUGCCACCUUUGGCGCCUGGCGUUCCCCUCGUCGUUGCGCCCGCUCAAGUCAGCGAGCCACCCGACGUCCGCGACGAGCGCGUGCUGCUGCGGGUCGCGGAGGUGACGCCGUCGCCGGAGUCGUUUGCGCCGAUCGGCACUGCGACGGGGGGGCAACAGCGUACCGCUCCCGGUGUUGCGGCAUCGGCGGAGCGCGCCGAGCAGCUCGUGGGCGCCGCCGUGAACACGUACAUACCAGGGCCGCUGGAUGGUUCGACGGGGCUUCUGGAGGCCGGCCUGUCGUCCGCCGCCGCAGUUGCAGUGGCUGGCGACUUGGAGCGUGACACGGGCCUCUCGCUGCCGCCGACCCUGCUCUUCGACCACCCCACGGUCGACGACCUCGUGACGUUCCUGGUCGAGGCCGCAGGCGAGACGCCGCCAGCGCACGUUGCGGCACCUGCGGACGGCAGGAUCCGCGAUGCCGUGUCUGCAGCUGUCUCCGACCUGAUCGGCGCGGCCGCUCCGCUGGGUGACGCGCCCCUGAUGGAGGCCGGGCUGAGCAGUAUGGGGGCCGUCGCGCUGGCUGGACGGCUGGAGCAAGUCGUCGGCGAAGCGCUGCCGCCAACGCUGGUGUUCGACUGUCCAACCAUCAACGCUAUCGUCGAGCACAUUCUCGAGAGUGCGCCCCAGAUCGUCGAGGCGACGCCGGCUGCACUUCCGAUGACGCAGGCUCGCGAGGCGCCCGCCAGGGUGCCCGUCGGCGUGGUUGCGUCUUGCUACAUGCUGCCGGGCGCGACUACCACUGCCGUUCGCGGAUGGGGAGGCAUCCCGGAGGACGCGAUCGCGCAUGUGCCUCUGAGCGACCGGUGGGAUGCCGACUGCACGUGGCCCGCCCCCCGCUUCGGCGGCUGGCUGCGGAACGCGUUGUGCUUCGACUCGGCAGCCUUCAACAUCAGCGACAGCGAGGCGCGGUUCAUGGACCCACAGCAGCGCCUGGUGCUCGAGGUCGCGUCAUCGACCCUCUUCGAGGCUACACGCCUGUGGCCGACCGACCGCGGCGCGGAAGGCGGGAGCGAGCGUGCCCUGCGUCGGGACGUUGGUGUAUGGGUUGGCAACAGUCAGCUGGACUACGCGGCGCUGGGCCGGGCCGCGGGUGCGUACAACGACACGCCGUACUUCGCUACGGGGGCGCAUCUGUCGGUGACGGCAGGUCGCGUCUCGUACAUCUGGGGCUGCGAGGGGCCGUCAAUGACCGUCGACACAGCAUGCUCCUCCUCUGGCGUGACGUCUGUGCUCGCGCUGGAGGCGAUUCGGGGUCGCCAGUGCGCUGCUGGUAUCUCCGGAGGGGUCAACCUGUGCCUCGUCCCGUCCUGGACGCUUGCCUGCACUCGGGCGGGGAUGCUCGCCGACGACGGUCGCUGCAAAACGCUGGACGCCACCGCGGACGGAUACGUGCGCAGCGAGUCCUCGGCGGCAGCGUACCUCGCGGCGCUGACGGCCGACAUCGACGUCAGCACAGUGGCGAUCGUGUUGGCCGGCGCGGCCGCGAACCAGGACGGCCGAUCAUCAUCUCUCACGGCGCCAAACGGGCCGUCGCAGCAGGCGGUCAUGCGCGCAGCGAUGGAGUCGGCGUCCGCGAGCCCCUCUGUCAUCAAAUUCGUGUCCAUGCACGGCACCGGCACGGCUCUGGGCGACCCGAUCGAAGUCGGAGCAGAGGUGUCCGUUCUGGCCAGCUCGGACGGUGACGCGGGGGGGGUCCUGGCGCUGGGGGCGAGCAAGGCGCUUCUCGGCCACGCGGAGCCGGCGGCCGGGGCGCUAGCCACGCUAGUCGCGGUCGCAGCGCUCGGAAGGGACGCAUUGCCGCCUCUGCCACACCUCAGAGAGCUCAACCCUCAUCUGACGCGCAUCGUCGGCGAGAGCUGGGGCGGGCCGAAACGAGCUGUGUCGCUACCGCGGCAGCAGGCCGUCUUGCUGUCGCAGACGGGCCAUUCGUGGGCGCUGACGAUGAACGAGGGCUUCAGUGGAACCAACGCAGCGCUGUGCUUCCAGCGCGUCUCGGCUGGCGGCGAAGCGAGCGCCGCUGGCGCGGACCCGAGCCACUGCGCGUGCGCGUUCGCCGGCACUCGUGCGUCCAUCUUCCCGGAGCUCUGCCCGCUCCUCUGGCGCGUGGGCCCACGUGCCCGCCCCGACACCAUCGGCACGGCGGUGUUCGAGGCCAUGCCGGACGACAACGCCGCGGUAGCCCUCCUCAGGGAUCACACUGUCCUUGGGCGACACGUUCUGCCGGGAAUGGCGUCGCUGGAGGCGGGCAUUUCCGCGAUGCAGGCGAUGGGAUGCCAAGGAGCAUUGCGGGAUCUCGUCCUGAUGCGCCCGAUUCUGAUCGGGGAUGAGGGCCGCGUCUUGCUCGAGCUCCACAUCGACCUGAUCGCCGGGGGCCUAGCCCUGCUCGAGCCAGGGACCAGCCAGCUGGUGCCGGAGCCGCGCGGGUCGCUGAGCAGCCUGGUGGCGCGGCCGGUGGAGGGCGGCGGGCGCGCGCUGCGGCGCGGCGAGGUGGAGGUGGAGGUGCGCGCGGUGGGCAUCAACUUCCGCGACGUGCUGAACGUGCUGGGGAUGUACCCGGGCGACCCGGGGCUGCCGGGGGCGGACAUGGCGGGCGUGGUGGUGGGGGUCGGGGAGGGGGUGCGGGCGGGCGUGGCGGCGGGGUCGCGGGUGGUGGGGCUGGCGGUGGGGUCGCUGGGGCCGCGGGUGCGGGUGGCGGGGGAGUGUGUGGCGGCGCUGGGGCCGAGCCUGACGUUUGCGGAGGGGGCGGCGUGUCCGACGGUGAUGAUGACGGUGGACAUGGCGGUGGGGCGGGGCGCGGGCGUGCGGCGCGGGGAGCGGGUGCUGGUGCACGCGGGGGCGGGGGGCGUGGGGCUGACGGCGGUGGCGGUGCUGGCGGCGAUGGGGGCGCGCGUGGCGUCGACGGCGGGGAGUGCGGGGAAGCGCGGGGUGGUGCGCGGGUGCGGGGCUGGGGCGGUGGCGGGGUCGCGGGACGUGGGGUACGCGGAGGCGGCGGUGGCGGCGCUGGGGGGUGUGGACGUGGUGGUGAACAGCCUGACGUCGGCGGGCUUUGUGGCGGGGAGCGUGGCGGCGCUGGCGGCGGGGGGGCGCGUGGUGGAGAUCGGGAAGCGCGAUGUGUGGAGCGCGGGGCGCGUGGCGCAGGAGCGGGCGGACGUGCGGUACGGGCUGGUGGCGGUGGACUUUUUGACGGGCGGGGUGCUGCGGGGGUGCGUGGAGCGGGUGUCGGGGUGGCUGGGGGCGGGGGCGGCGGUGCCGCUGCGGCAGGUGGGGCACGCGAUGGGGGCGGUGGCGGCGGCGCUGCGGCAGAUGUCGCAGGCGCGGCACGUGGGGAAGGUGGUGGUGGUGCGCUCUGUUCCCUACGACGCACGGCCGCUGGCGAUCACAGGCGGCUCCGGAGCCCUGGCCGGCGCCAUCACCGCGCGCUUCGCGACCAGCGCGCCGUCGAUCGUCCUGCUAUCGAGGGCGACGCUGGCUUCCAAGCCUGGUCUCGGUCGAUUGGGCGGGCUCUUCGCGGGGCAGCCCACGCCCAUGGUCGUGGCCUUCAGCUCCGUCGCAGCAAUCCUGGGCAACGCCGGGCAGGCCGGAUACGCCGCUGCCAACGCCGCGCUCGACGCAGGGGCGCUUGCGUCACGGCGGCGCGGCCUGCCGGCUGUCGCGGUCGAGUGGGGCGCCUGGAGCCUGGCAGGAAGCAUGGCAGACAGCGAGCAACUGCGUCGACUGCUUGAGCGGCGAGGUCAGGGCAUGCUGCGCCCGGAGACCGCCCUGGCGGCGCUUGAGGCCGUGUUUGACUCGUUGUCGGGGAGUCUGACGUCGCUUUUGGAGGGUUCCGUCUUCAUCGCGAACCCCUUCGACUUCCCGCGGUUCCUCCAAGCCGAGCAGCACCAGGCCGGGAUGUUCGUCGAGUUCGCUGCGGGCGAGGGCAUCGACAUUCCCGACAGAGAGGCCCCAAGGCAACGUCAGGCACCGCUUCGCUCGUCCCCGGAAGCGCGCGGGCUGGACAUGUCGGUCGAGACGAUCAGCAUGAAGCUGCGGGACAUCUUCUCGCGCGUCACGGGCGGCGACGUCGGCGAGGAUGAGCCGAUGAUGAGCGCCGGUCUUGAUUCUCUGUCUUCUGUCGAGUUUGCCGCUACUGUCGGGUCCGAGCUGGGCGUCAGUCUGUCUUCGACCGUCACCUUCGACUACCCGACCAUCUCGGCGCUCGCAUCGUUCAUCGGCGACGCGUUUGGCAGGACACCCCCACCUGCUGCGCCGCUGGUCACCAAGGCAGCCGGAGCGGUCAACGCGCUGUACAUCACCGCCAUGUCGGCCGACGUGCCCGGUCAGGAGUGCUCGAGCGCUCCAGCGAUUUGCACCAAGGACACCGUGGAGCCGCUCCAGUGCCUGCGGUGGGACCCUGACAACCUCGCCGUCUCUCUCCCGCUUCCUGCGGAUGGCGUUCGACGUCGCUUUGGCUCGUUCCUGAGCGGCUUGAUGGACGUCGAUCGCUCGAUUGUCGGACUGGGACGCGCGGAGGCUGCAGCGAUGGACCCGCAGCAUCGGCGGCUGCUGAUGCACGCAGCAGCGGUGCACAGUGGCCUCUGCGGGGAUCGCUACGCCGCCGUCCAUGUCGGUAUUUCCUGGAUGGAGUGGGGCGCUCUGGCUUCGAGGAUUCGUGAGCCAACGAGCCCGUACUCGUCGCAGGGGCACCUCACGUGCCUGGCAUCCGGGCGCAUCGCUUUCGUGCUGGGGCUGACGGGGGCGUGCGCGUCGGUCGACGCUGCCUGCGCGUCGUCCCUCGUCGCAGCGCGCGGAGCGCACCUGGAGGUUGCUUCGGGAUCUGCGAGCGCGGCGAUCAUCGGCGGGGCGUCGGCGAUGCUGUCGCCGGAGUCAACCAACAUGUUCGAAGUGUCCGGCAUGCUCAGCCCUGACGGCCGGUGCAAAGCGCUCGACCAGGAUGCGGACGGCUACGUGCGGGCGGAAGCGAUCUCCGUGAUCGCGGCCGCUGCGCCCACAAUCUGGACCGACCAGCAUCCCCAACCUCUGGCUCUCCUGCGAGGCUCGGCGGCGGCACAGGACGGCACCUCGUCGUCCCUGACUGCGCCGAACGGCCGCGCUCAGACGGAGCUGCUGUCGAAUGCCUUGACGCAGGGAGGUGUAGCGGCCGGCGAGGUCUCAGGCUGCCACCUGCAUGGGACCGGGACUUCGCUUGGCGACCCGAUCGAGAUGGGAGGCGUUGCGGGGGCGCUCCUUGCGGGGAGAGAGGCCGGGGACGGCCAGGGUCCGCUGGCGGUCGCGGCCACCAAGUCCUGGAUCGGGCAUGCGGAGGCGGCGAGCGGACAGGUGUCGUUGAUGCAGGCAUGCUGCGAUGCAGCAUCGCGUGGCCUGUCGCCCCUGCUGCACCUCCGGGUCGUCAACCAGUACGUCGCAGCUACGGUCGAGAACGCCAAGGCUGAUGCGGUCGUCGCGAUUUCUCGCACGCAUGGCCCGAAGCCGUCCCUGACGUCGACCAACAUCUGGGGCGUCUCGGCGUUCGGGUACCAAGGGUCGCUGGCGCACGUCCUUGUCGACAGCCCGGGCGACUCGGCGCCAGCUGUCGACCCGGCGUCUGUCCCCUGGCAGGAGGAGCGUGCUUCGAUGUUGCCCCCUCUCUCACCUCUGCUGUCUGGCCUGCACGUCACGGCCGGCACCGCGGUGUUCGACGUCUCGGUCGACAGCCGCACCUUCGCUGGGCUGAGGGAGCACCACGUCUUCGGUCGGACCGUGGUCCCAGGAGCAGCGUUUCUGCGCGCCGCGUCGGCAGCCGUAGCGAUGCUCAAGGCGUCAGAGAUCUCCGCUGGGCGUUUCGACUGCGUCGAGCUAUCGCACGUGGCGAUAGUCGCGCCGAUGUUCCUGUCGCACGCUGAGGCUCCGUAG